Molecule: messenger RNA, 1764 nt
Organism: Pipistrellus kuhlii (Kuhl's pipistrelle)
Lineage: Eukaryota; Metazoa; Chordata; Mammalia; Chiroptera; Vespertilionidae
Gene: ARGLU1
Product: arginine and glutamate rich 1
Exons: 4
Coding region: 264-1085 (273 amino acids)
Cellular component (GO): nucleoplasm; mitochondrion
Molecular function (GO): cadherin binding
Source: RefSeq, a predicted model, not a curated record
GCGCGGGGCAUUGUGGGAAGGGCGGCCGGUGCAGCAGCGGCUGCCAUCUUUAGUAACUCCUGGUGCUGCGGCCUUGUCUUUGGAGGUGGCCUUCGUGGCGGCCGUGCGCCCGCGGGAGUGACGGAAAGGCAGCCGGCUGACGGCCUUCCUUCCCCCGGCUCCAGCGAGACGGCCGGCCCGCGUCCGGAGGUUCCCAGGCGAGAGCGUCCCAGGCGCGCGCGGGGCUGAGGCCAGCGGUUAGGCGCCAGCGCCGCCCGGACAGGAUGGGCCGGUCCCGGAGCCGCAGCUCGUCCCGCUCCAAGCACACCAAGAGCAGCAAGCACAACAAGAAGCGCAGCCGGUCCCGGUCGCGGUCCCGAGACAAGGAGCGCGUGCGGAAGCGCUCCAAGUCCCGGGAGAGUAAGCGGAACCGGCGGCGGGAGUCGCGGUCCCGCUCCCGCUCCACCAACACGGCCGUGUCCCGGCGCGAGCGGGACCGGGAGCGCGCCUCGUCCCCGCCCGACCGCAUCGACAUCUUCGGGCGCACGGUGAGCAAGCGCAGCAGCCUGGACGAGAAGCAGAAGCGGGAGGAGGAGGAGAAGAAAGCCGAGUUCGAGCGGCAGCGAAAAAUCCGGCAGCAGGAAAUAGAAGAAAAACUCAUCGAGGAAGAAACAGCACGAAGAGUGGAAGAAUUGGUAGCAAAAAGGGUAGAGGAAGAAUUGGAGAAAAGGAAGGAUGAAAUUGAGCGAGAAGUUCUCCGAAGGGUGGAGGAAGCCAAGCGCAUCAUGGAAAAGCAGUUGCUCGAAGAACUCGAGCGACAGAGACAAGCUGAGCUUGCAGCACAAAAAGCCAGAGAGGAGGAAGAACGUGCAAAACGUGAGGAGCUAGAGCGAAUACUGGAAGAGAAUAACCGAAAAAUUGCCGAAGCACAAGCCAAACUGGCUGAAGAACAGUUGAGAAUUGUUGAAGAACAAAGAAAGAUUCAUGAGGAAAGGAUGAAAUUAGAACAAGAACGACAACGUCAACAAAAAGAAGAACAAAAAAUUAUCCUGGGCAAGGGGAAGUCCAGGCCUAAACUGUCCUUCUCCUUAAAAACCCAGGAUUAAAUUGCAAACUCUGAACUUUUUACAAAGAAAAUGGAAAAACUUUGUAUUGUAGCUUCAUGUUGAAGUGUUUUUUUUUGUUUUGUUUUGUUUUGUUUCAUUUUGUUUUUGUUUUUUUAAUUUGGAAAAUCUGGAAAGUUAGCUUGUUCUAAUAGGGGCUAUGCUCUGCAGUUCCUUUUCUUCCCCCUUAACUUCUAUUAAGUGAAAUCCUUAUCAGAUCAUUGUUGUCUUCUAAAAAGUGAUAUAUUUUUCACCUGUUUGGAUUCUGUGUUAGUGAUCUGAAGAAGAACAGAUCACUUUAUAAAUUGUGGAUGGUCUGAUAAGGAUUUUACUGACUCACAGACUUCAGAGUUAUACUCUGUUUACUAUAUCAUAAUGCUGGUUUUGCUGACUUUUUGUUUUUUUAUAUAUUUAUAAAAAAAGAAAAAGUUGGUAAUUGCAUUGGAAGCUCCCGGGUGUUGUUGGACCUAUAUGGUGUAUUGUUAAAUCAGUGUCCUCAUGAUACUGUUGCUCUUGAUGUUCCUGAUACAGGUAAGGAAACAGUUGGUCAGCUCUAACACAAAACAUAUACAGUUCAGUAUUGUCUCUGUUCAGGUUGUUUUUAUUUCACUGACAAAAAUCAAACCAGCAUUCCCCAUUGUGUAAAUAAAUGAUUUUGCUGAAUAAAGGCGUCUUAAAUUCA